AUGCUCAAACGCGCCAACAUCGAAGAACUCGCUGGGACCUCAGGACGACAGAAUCAUCAGGCUGCCGUGCCGGGCAUGUCCGCCUCCGUCGCUGGCUUUGAGGACAUCAGAUGGCAACGAGCUCAUCAGGCGCUGGCGAACGCCAGAGCAGCUCAACUUGCCAGCGAUGAGGAGCGCCUUGUGCUUCCCUUUGUCAGCGGAGCUUUGUCGGAUCAGGCCGGUGUCGAAGUGUCAUCAGCCUCUGCGGCAACUAUGCUUGAAGGCCGGAAUUCGAUUUCUCUGUCUCCAACCGACACGACCAUGACACAUAGAUCCACUGGCCUCACAACACCCUCGCUUGACGGUUCGCGUUCGGAAGCCUCGACAGCAUCGAGUAAGCAGCGUGCUCAAGAGGCUUCCUUUCCCGCGGACCUACUUCACCCCAGCCAAAGGCCCAUCUGGGAUGCAAUCAUAGGCUUGACAGAGCAGAAAGAUAAACAAGACGGUCUGCCACCACGACCAUUGAAUUCAUUCUUGCUCUUCUCGCGCUAUGAGCGCCCCAAGCUCAACCGCGAGUAUCCUGGCGUGAAGACUGCCGAGCUUAGCAAGCAUCUCAGUCAACGAUGGCGCAGCUUGAGCGAACACGAGCGCGAGGUAUACACGGUUGCAGCCAAGCAGAAUAAAGAGCGAUUCAAGGAAGACAAUCCAACGUAUCAAUAUGUCAGACGUAAGAGUAGCAACGCUAAGCGCAAGAUCUCGCCAAGUGAGCCAUACGGGGCCGUCCGGAAAUCAGCAGCAACGAAAUCUGUGCCGCCGACUACUCAGCAUCGGCAAGGUAUAUCGGAUGUUGAGCCUAUACCAGGUACACUCAGCGCGCCGCCACCGCCUCACGCUAUGCAAUACCGCACUUACUCGUACUCCGCGGCCCCACAAAGCGAGCUUUCUGAAGCCAUGCCAGCAAUGCAUCCGACGCCUGUGCCGCAGUUUCGCGGUCGGCCAGAGCUCCAGACUAGCACUCUGCAUAUGCACAACCCAUCAUUGCCACCUGCAAAUGCACCAUUCAUCAGUGACAUACGAACAUCGGCGUAUCCUUCGUCAGAUUAUUCCAUGUACGACCAAUCGGACUGGCACCGUGCGACACAGCAGCUACAGCAGCCGCAUAUCCAGCCGAUCUUGACGCCACAACAAACAGCACCACCCUGUCCAGACAUUACAGGACAAUCAGCAGAGUACGAGGUCUCCCUUCCGCAAUCCUCACUACUGUCGGCGCCAUUCUUGGGCCGCCCUUCCCCGGGUCCAUACGGACAGCACUACCAGAUGCCGAGGAUGAUCACCAGAGAUCGUCCCGAGCAGAAUCCGCACCAAGCAGGUGCCGAUAAUGCCUGGGCUCAUUCAAGAGCCUAUCCCAUGCCUUCAUCUUCAGCAAACCAUUCAGGCGAACUGCCGGCUGCUUACGGCAGCCACUUCCAACAGCCGUCUCCUCAGUACCCGCCAGGAUACCCGUCGGUACACGGAAGUCAAUCUGGCUUUCGUUACUGA
Messenger RNA from Mixia osmundae IAM 14324, 1518 nucleotides. RefSeq lists its product as uncharacterized. The transcript has 5 exons. The record is from RefSeq and is a predicted model, not a curated record. NCBI's taxonomy places the organism in Eukaryota, Fungi, Basidiomycota, Mixiomycetes, Mixiales, Mixiaceae. Bases 1 to 1518 code for a protein of 505 amino acids. Gene Ontology annotation, biological process: anatomical structure morphogenesis; cell differentiation; regulation of DNA-templated transcription. Gene Ontology annotation, molecular function: DNA-binding transcription factor activity, RNA polymerase II-specific; RNA polymerase II cis-regulatory region sequence-specific DNA binding.